Messenger RNA from Jatropha curcas, 851 nucleotides. RefSeq lists its product as uncharacterized. Gene Ontology annotation, cellular component: membrane. NCBI's taxonomy places the organism in Eukaryota, Viridiplantae, Streptophyta, Magnoliopsida, Malpighiales, Euphorbiaceae. The record is from RefSeq and is a predicted model, not a curated record.
GGCCAUUCUAAUAUGUAUCGACAGUAUCGUGGAGAACACAGGGAUUGGGAAUCUGCAAUGCAGCUUGCAAGCCCAAAAUGGCCCUUUAAUGAAACACAACAGAGACAGCAGAGCCCAUCUAGCUCCACUUCACUGCCUUCCUUGAGAACGACGUCUCUGAAAAUCUGAAGUUCUAAAUUAAUAUCGAGCUUUGGGGUUUUUGACUUUUAGGUUCGUGAUCGAAUGAUCGUUUUCUGAAACUGAAAAGAGCGACAGAAAAUACUUAAAGAACAAUGGAUGCGUAUGCAUGGCAUAAAGUAGCUGCGCUUUCUGGAGUUGCAGCACUUGGGUUGGGUACUUAUGGCGCCCAUGUCUUUAAACCCCAGAAUCCUGCUUACAAGGAGGUAUGGCAAACAGCAUCUUUAUACCAUCUGGUUCACACUGCAGCUCUUCUUGCUGCCCCUAUCACCAAAAAUCCCCACAUUUUUGGGGGCCUUUUGACAACUGGAAUUCUUGCUUUCUCUGGGACGUGUUAUUCUGUGGCAUUGCUUGAAGACAGAAAGUAUGCAACCUUGGCUCCAUUUGGUGGAUUUGCAUUUAUUGCUGCUUGGGCAAGCUUACUCUUCUAAUUCUAGGGGUGACUGGCCAAAACUGUGGUGCAUCAUUUCUUCAUGACUUGGAUCAUUCAUCUCUUUGUGGAAUUUUAUAAUUGAAUUGCUGUAUUUUUCUUUGAUUCCAUGUAUAUUAGUCUCUGAAUUUGUAUUAUAUGAAUAUGAUGAAUUCAUCAUUCAUCUAGUUGAAACCAAUUAACCAAAGAAGUGCUGAUGCUCAUUUGAUAAGGGAAUUAUUUGGAGACUUUUCUAUUCUUGAAA